Sorghum bicolor (sorghum) is the source of this 667-nucleotide messenger RNA. RefSeq lists its product as uncharacterized. NCBI's taxonomy places the organism in Eukaryota, Viridiplantae, Streptophyta, Magnoliopsida, Poales, Poaceae. The transcript has a single exon. The coding region runs from base 57 to 446 and encodes 129 amino acids. The record is from RefSeq and is a predicted model, not a curated record.
ACCCCUCCUUUAUAGUGUCUAUAUCUCCUGCCUUGCAGCUUUUGCAGUGAGCUACCAUGAUGGGCUUCUUCCAGGACACCGGCGUCGGUGGUGGUGGCAGCCGGGCAGCCAGGUUUCUCCAGUACCAGAGGCUGGAGUGCUGGGACGAUGGCGCCGCCGCUCCCAGUCCCAGGUCCCGGUGGCGGUGGCUGCCGGCGCUGAAUGGUAAGACGGCUUCCCCCUGUUUGUUCAGUGUCAAGAGGCUGAAGUGGAGCAAGAUCACCUCGGUUCUGAUACCAAGGAAGGUUGCUGAGUUCUCUGCGAAGAUCCGACACGCCAGCGCCAGGACAGAGGUCGACGUCUGCCCUACCGUCGUCUUCAUGUCGCCAUGGGGGCUCCCUGUGCUCUCCCGGCCGCUCUUGGUCGGCCACAAGAGCAGGUAUCACCAUGGAAAGGACACCUUCUGAUGAGCAGGUAGUAGUACCCAAUCUGUAUUCAUGGCGAUGGUGUUGAUAUAUGUGUGUGUAUGAUAUGUGUGGCGAGCUGGUUGAUCUUGUAGGCUGUGUAUUAAUCCUCAUUUUGAUUUCUGCAAUGCCUGUGUCGUCGUGCUGCUGCCUCCAUCUGAGCUUUAGAUCCGUGUGACUGUGAUGCCACGCUUCACUCCCUCCAGCAGAGGUCUCAUUCUGCA